Molecule: messenger RNA, 1929 nt
Organism: Quercus robur (English oak)
Lineage: Eukaryota; Viridiplantae; Streptophyta; Magnoliopsida; Fagales; Fagaceae
Product: F-box/kelch-repeat protein At1g74510
Exons: 2
Coding region: 230-1558 (442 amino acids)
Cellular component (GO): nucleus
Molecular function (GO): protein binding
Source: RefSeq, a predicted model, not a curated record
CACAAUGCUCCCUUUCUCUCUCUUAGUCUCUCUCUCUCUAAGCACAGCGAAUAUAACCAGAACUAGAGGGAGAGAGAGAGAGAAUCUGAAAGAGAAAGAGAGAGAUAGAGAGAGCAAUUGGGGUGUUAUUUAGAGGGAGGUGGAGCUAGAAGGAGGAGGAGAAAGAAGUAAACGUUUUCUUAUCCAAUUUGGUUUCUUUAGGCUGGUUGGAUUGAAAAAUUCUGUCAACAUGUUGGAGGGUCCGUCCUAUCUCGUGACGAGGGACUUGCCGAGCUUGUGUGAACAAGAGAGCAAGUGGACUUACUGUACUUUCCGUUUGAUGGAGCUGUCACACAGCAAGCGCCGUUUGGAGGAUGGAGAAGAACAUCCAUUGAGAAAGUCAUGCAAGGUAUCAGAUACUCGUGAGGGAGAGGGAACAAGGAAGGGUUCUUCUGAUAUUGUUCUUGUCCAAACUGAACAACCAGAAGACCAGGACCACACAGGGGAGAAGUCAGAUUCAAGUUCUCUUAUCCACCAACUUGGGCGAGACAUAUCCAUUAACUGUCUUCUUAACUGCUCUAGGUCUGAUUAUGGCUCCAUUGCAUCACUGAAUAACAGCUUUCGGUCUCUUAUUCGUAGUGGGGAGCUAUAUAGGGAGAGGCGGAAAAUGGGUAUCAUAGAACAUUGGGUUUACUUCUCUUGCAGUCUCCUUGAAUGGGAUGCGUUUGAUCCAAUUUCCCGUCGGUGGAUGCAUUUGCCUAGAAUGCCUUCAAAUGACUGCUUCAUGUGUUCAGACAAAGAGUCGUUGGCUGUUGGUACUGAACUUCUUGUUUUUGGAAAGGAAAUAACGUCCCAUGUUAUUUAUAGAUAUAGCAUUUUAACGAACACGUGGUACUCUGGCAUGAACAUGAAUACACCUAGGUGCUUGUUUGGUUCUGCCAGCCUUGGUGAAAUCGCAAUUUUAGCUGGCGGUUGUGAUCCACGUGGCAAUAUCUUAAAGGUGGCUGAGCUAUAUAAUUCAGAAAAAGGAACUUGGGAGACUCUUCCAAGCAUGAAAAAAGCAAGGAAAAUGUGCUCGGGGGUAUUUAUGGAUGGGAAAUUUUAUAUUGUGGGUGGAAUUGGGGAGGGCAACUCAAAAUCGCUUACAUGUGGUGAGGUAUAUGAUCUGAAGACAAGGACAUGGACCGAGAUACCUAACAUGUUCCCUGGACGAAAUGGAGGGGCUGGGGCAAUUGAGGCACCUGCUGCCACCGAAGCACCUCCUCUUCUUGCUGUCGUAAAUAAUGUGCUUUAUGCAGCUGAUUAUGCACAAAAGGAGCUGAGGAAAUAUGACAAAGAGAUGAACUCAUGGGUCACAAUUGGGCGAUUGCCUGAGCAGGCAACCUCGACGAAUGGUUGGGGAUUAGCAUUUAGGGCUUGUGGAGAUCAGCUAAUUGUUCUGGGUGGACCUAGAGCUUUGGGUGGAGGGGUGAUUGAGCUUAAUUCUUGGGCCCCUUCUGAAGGCCCACCACAAUGGGACCUUCUUGCCAGAAAGCAAUCCGGCAGUUUUGUGUAUAAUUGCGCUGUGAUGGGAUGCUAAGGUUUCCAUUUUAGGUGAUGCCAUUGAUUUGUGUGGAGUCCUUUCUGGAUGGAAUUUACAGUCUUUGCUUUUCAAGGAAAUUGGAUUCAGAGUCAUGGGUUAUCUCUGCCCUCCUUUUUUGGGGAAAUUUCAGGUUUUAAUUUAGAGUCAGAUACUUUCUUAGAAGGAGGCCUGCAGGUUUACUUUUCACCCCCCUCCCCAUCAUAAUUGCUUCGCAACUUUACUUUUCUUUUUUAAGUCACCAUGAGAGCUUUUUAAAGUUUGGCUUCAUGUAGAACAGGCACAGGUGAAUAAUCUGAAGUACUGGUACAUGUUUUAGGCUUUGAUGACUAUUUGCAUAAGUUUUAUUCAAUCAUUGCAGAAUUGUGUAA